AUGAAUCGAUUAUCAUGGUAUACACCCGGCGAAAGCACUGAAGAAUUAUUGUGUCAGGCUGGAAGUGUUGGAAUUUAUGAUGGCGAUUUGAAGCAAACACAAUUUGAACAGGGAACUGCUUCUCUAACUCUCCAACGAAUUAUAUGGGCCGAUUCAAGCGAUCCCGUAAGUUAUUAUAACUUUUUUUCUGAAUUUUUCAAUCGAAAUCUAAAAUUUCAGGAUCGUCGCCUGGUCCUUCAUCAUUCGUUAAUCGUUUCCAUCGAAAAACAUCACAAAUCCAUGUUUAGUCGAGGUGGAAAAAUUGUAGUAAAACUCGAAAAACCAAAAGCUGGAAAUGUUGGACCAAUAAACUCUAGUCAAUUUGAUAGCCUGAGAUUGGUUUUCAGACACGGAGGAGAAGAUGAUGUAAGAUUUUUUAUCUGAAAAAAAAUAACCACAAUUUUUUUUUAGUUUUUCAAAAAAUACGAGGACGCAAUUCGCCGAAAAACUUGGCAAAGAUCAAGCUCGAGUUCGUCAUCUGCUGGUUCAAGAGCAAGUGGGAAUUUAAGAUCGGUAGGAAUAUCUGGAAUUGAAAGAAGACUCGCUGAAAAUCACCAAAAAACACAUGAAACUAUAACUCAAGCAUUUGACGAUAUGUCAAAAUUGAUGGAAACCGCGAGGGAAAUGGUGAAUAUUUCAAAAAGUAUUUCGGAAAAAGUUCGUUCUCGAAAAGGCGAAAUAACAGAUGAUGAAACAAUCCAAUUCAAAUCAUAUUUAUUAUCUCUUGGAGUUUCUGAUCCAGUAACUAAAUCGACAUUUGUUGGUUCAGACACGGAUUAUUUUAAAUCUUUAGCCAAAGAAAUAUCGGAUAUUUUAGUGGAUCAUGUGAAAGAAAAUGGUGGAAUGAUUGCACUUCCUGAAGUUUAUUGUAGAAUAAAUCGAGCGAGAGGAAUGGAAUUAUUAUCACCUGAAGAUGUUAUAAAUGCAUGUGAAUCGUUGAUUCGAAUUGAUUCACCUUUAGAGUAGGUUUUUAACUGGGAAAGGGACUGGAAUAAAUUUAUUAAAGUUGUAUGAAAUUGGUACACUUUUAACAAUUAAAAAUUGUUGAUAAAUUCAGAUUGAAAACUUUAAUUUUUUGAAUAGAUCAAUAAUUGAAUAAAUUUAUUUAUCAAAAAAACUGUUUCAAAAAUUUUUUUAAAGAAAACUUUUUCUGAAGUUUGUGUGAAAUUCAAAUCAAAAAAUAGUUUUCAAACGGUUUUUUUUUCCAGAUUACAUCGUUUCGCAUCGGGUGUUCUCGUGGUCCAACUUCGCUCAGCUUCAAUUGACAACACAGUUGAUCAAACCGCCGAUUUUGUCACAAAAUUAGGAAAAGCGUCAGCCAACGAAUUAGCAGAUAGUCUAGGAACAACCGUAGUUUUGGCUCGUGAAAGACUUUUAGCCGCCGAAGAAAAAGGCGUGAUUUGUCGCGACGAUUCGAUUGAAGGACUUUUAUUUUAUCCGAAUAGAUUUUUAGCCGAAAUUUCUCAAUCAGCCUAA
Molecule: messenger RNA, 1515 nt
Organism: Caenorhabditis angaria
Lineage: Eukaryota; Metazoa; Nematoda; Chromadorea; Rhabditida; Rhabditidae
Source: the annotation of a GenBank genome assembly